This is a messenger RNA of Zophobas morio, 1752 nucleotides long. RefSeq lists its product as uncharacterized. The record is from RefSeq and is a predicted model, not a curated record. Bases 79 to 1560 code for a protein of 493 amino acids. NCBI's taxonomy places the organism in Eukaryota, Metazoa, Arthropoda, Insecta, Coleoptera, Tenebrionidae. The transcript has 2 exons.
UCUAGACACAGGUUGUAUUUAGUUAACUACGAUAGUGACAUCCAUGCCCCUUAUGGUGUCUUCAAGAAUCGACUACACAUGUUCGCCGAUCCCUCAUCUAAAUACUUCCACUCGCCUUUACAACACUGGGCCAUGGCAUGGCUAAAUUUCCACCGCGACAUAGUACUACUUCCAAGACCUGGGACCUACGGUUUCGUAGCUCGACUAGAACCAAGCAGCCAAUUCGGUGUUACCAACAUUGAUUUCGCUUUAUCGCAAAUAUUUGAAUACGUUAGCAACAGUUCACACGUCCCUGGAGUCGAUUUACACUUCCACCUGGUGUAUAGUGUCAAAAAACACAACCAAAUUCUGAAAACGUGGGAUUUAGAUGCGUUAACCGAAAUUGCUUCAGGUCAUAAUUAUGGUUCUUUGAAAUUAAAGCUGAGUCGUAUUCUUCCUAAACAAAAAGACUUUCGAGUAUGUAUUGAGGGUUACAAGAAAUGGGCACCAGAAGAAGUAAAUGGGCAUUGGGGUAUAACUAUGGGGGAGAGUGACAACGGAGAGUGUGUUAACAACACCGUGAUUGAUAUUUCCUCGAAUGGUAGACGCUCCCUAGAACAAAAAAGUGGAAAGUAUAAACAUUCAAGUUGUCAGAAUGUGGUACCAUACUCUGCUCAUAACAUGAAAUGUCUGGUCAGUCAUACCACCCUCAGACACUACACUUACGAAGUCGCCAGUACUAACGUACCACCACGCUUAAAACAAAUUGUCACUAAUUUAGGAGAAGACUUGAAGAGUCUUUAUAACCAGUACUACUCUUACAAGAUUGCACACAAUGAAAAUAUCACCGAAGACUCUUUCAAAGUAGACGUAACGUUCCCGUUAGCAGCACAUGAAAUUAAUGUUGAAGUAGCGACAAGAGAACAAACGUACGAAUUUUCAGGAAUACCACUAAAGUACUGGGACUGGUUUAAAAUAACCCCCGAAUCUACAACGUACUCUUUAGCUUUUAUAGAAAAGCACGAAAACGGCGAGAUCGAUCACUGCACCAUCCGGUCCAAGCGUCGUCAAUUCAAUCAAAAAGCUGUGUCAGAAGUAGUACCAAACGAAUGGACCUUGUACGUCGCUAACAAUUUAGAAUCACACGACCACGUCUACAUAAAACGGGUUGAUGACAAAAUCGCUGUUAAACUCGUUCGUAAUGACCACACUCUUGAAGUACUACCUGUAGCUGAAACCAACGAUUAUCACAUUACAUAUGAUGCAGACGCUUCUUCAAACGAACGUCAAGAAGAGUGGUUACACUAUCGUAUAUUUGAUGAAGACAUCCAUAAGCGUCUCGUUAUCUUCCUUCAACAGAGUGGAGUUCAUUUGGAGUAUGAUGUACGACACGUGGUGAUCACGAUUCCUGAGGGAACUUAUUGGUACGGUCAGUGUUAUUCUGGUGUCAAAUCGUUAAUUCCACCGACUACUGGCAACUUAUUUUUUUCGAAGACUAAUAUAUCUUCCAUGGAACGGGAAGUACCCACCGCUGAGAAAAUAUCGCCCUCGACCAGUAACAUUACAAAAGAAAAAAUUUGAAGCUUAAUUUGAUAAGUACUUAUGAGCAAUGGUACCAAAAUAGUGAACAUUGUAACAAUUUUUGUUUAUUAUCACUCGUUUAAUACAAAUAUUUCCAAUAAAAAAUGCUUAACAACGUUGUCAGGUUGAAGAAUUAUGGCAAUAAAUACUUUAACCAUUGCCAUUGCUGUGUUUUUUCCGAGAACAUUCUGG